AUGCCCACGUUUGUCCGCUUGCCUUCACUUGUCUCCUAUUCCGCCUCAUCUGGGCGCGCUUCUUCAAAUGAGCUUCGUCUGACUUGUCGCGUUUGGCCUCCAAAUGCGUUGGUCCAGCUCGUCGCCGUACCAGAUCGCUUCACCGCCGGCCUAGGAAGAGGUGGUGGCACCAGUGUCUUGGAUCAAAUGACUCUGGUGCACCGUGGACUGGGUCUACAGCGUUAUGGAGUUUUGGAGCCUCGUGCCCGGCGUUCCGGUGGCCAAAGUCGAUCCGGUUUGACGUGGGAUGGCGACUGGGCUGAAACAGAGACGGCUGCCUCUGGUGAAGAAGAAGCCACAUGGCCGGGCAGUGAACUGGAGUUAGAGGAGGAGGAAGCCAUCACCCGGGCCCUGAACGAGGUACCUCCUGGACUUUUGAGCUCGAGUCCCGGCGGCUUGCCAACUGGCUUCAGUGAUAUGGCCGGUGGAUGGAUCAGUGCUGUGGCACUUGCCCCUGCCUUGGCAUCUGUCCAUGCUCAGGGCUUCGAGGCUAAUCGUCGGGCUGCUGGGUCUGGCUUGCCUCCAGACCACGAAUUGAUAUUGCAGUUGGCUUUGACGGAGCCUAAUGACAUUGCACAGCUGACUGGGAAACGGCUACAUUGUCUGGCUCGGACCAGCCUUGGAGGCAUCAUUAGCAGACCGUUUCGGAUAAUGCCUGCCAGUAAGUUGGCUGUCACGCUAAUGCAUAAAUAUUGA
This is a messenger RNA of Protopolystoma xenopodis, 735 nucleotides long. Lineage: Eukaryota; Metazoa; Platyhelminthes; Monogenea; Polystomatidea; Polystomatidae. The record is from the annotation of a GenBank genome assembly.